AUGCGCUCAAAUUUUCUUUUCUUGUAUUCGGCAUUGGGCCUUGUUGCGCCUUCUUUCUGCAGCCCAAUCAAUGCCCAAGCCAACGACGAUGUUGGUUGCCUAAGCGAUUGGGAGCAGAUUUAUCAAAUUAUUAAUCUCUACCCGCUAGCAGUUGACUUCAACUCGACCCAUGAGCUAUUCCCCCUCAUCUACGCCGAAAAUGCCUUUGCCAAUUACUCCAGCCCAGAUGGAAAGAGACAAAAUCUGCGCGGCCUACAAACCAUUAUCGAUACAUUCGCGCCUGAUGGCGAGCACUACGAUGCCCAUCAUUUGCUGGGCAGUAUUAGAAUCAACCUGAGCAAGGACCAGCCAGACAAGGCUAAUGGAACCUUCUACGCCCUGACGAAUACUUUUGGAAAAGGGCGUUUUGCCGGCCAGCUAGCUACCUUUUACGGCAUCUACCAUGAUGAAUACGAGCGCAUCGAGGAGCAGGGGUGGAGAGUCACAACAAGACUUUUCAGCCAGGUUGGACCUGCUUCUGGAAACGUGUCGUUGUUGGAAGGACCUUGA
Messenger RNA from Metarhizium brunneum ARSEF 3297, 549 nucleotides. RefSeq lists its product as uncharacterized. The record is from RefSeq and is a predicted model, not a curated record. Lineage: Eukaryota; Fungi; Ascomycota; Sordariomycetes; Hypocreales; Clavicipitaceae.